Molecule: messenger RNA, 1382 nt
Organism: Lolium rigidum
Lineage: Eukaryota; Viridiplantae; Streptophyta; Magnoliopsida; Poales; Poaceae
Product: gibberellin 2-beta-dioxygenase 3-like
Exons: 3
Coding region: 52-1092 (346 amino acids)
Biological process (GO): response to light stimulus; gibberellin catabolic process
Source: RefSeq, a predicted model, not a curated record
AAAGUUCUCUGUUUCCUUGAACCCGAUCGAGGUAGAAGAAACCUGCCGGACAUGGUGGUCCUCGCCAAGGCCGAGCUGGAGCAGAUAGCCCUCCCGGCGGCUGCGCCGCCGAUGGCAGACGUCCGGGUCGUGGACCUGUCCGCCGCGCCGGGCCCCGGCCGUGCGGCCGCGGCGCGCGCGCUGGUGGCGGCCUGCGAGGAGCAGGGCUUCUUCAAGGUGACCGGGCACGGCGUGCCGCAGGAGCUCGUGCGCGCCGUGGAGGCGGCUGCGGCGGGGUUCUUCGCGCUGCCCCAGGCCGAGAAGGACGGCGGCGCGGGGGAGCCGGUCGGGUACGGCUGCAAGCAGAUCGGCGACGGCGGCGACCUCGGGUGGAUCGAGUACCUCCUGCUCUGCCUCACCUCCGCCGGCACCGUGCCGGCCGCUUCGUUCCCGUUCUCGACAUUGCCGUGCGCGGCCGCGGCCGCUGCCGCCGCGUCGCUGUCCGAGCCGUCGAGCCCCCUACGGGAACUUCUUGAGGAGCACGCGGCGGCGGUGCGGCGGAUGGCAUGCGGGGUGCUGGAGCUGAUGGCGGAGGGGCUGGGGAUCGAGCCGGCGGACGCGUUUUCGCGGCUGGUGGCGGACGCGGAGAGCGACAACAUGCUCCGGGUGAACCACUACCCGCCGGCGCCGCGGCCGGAGCAGCAGGCGGGGAGGCUGCUGACGGGGUUCGGCGAGCACACAGACCCGCAGAUCAUCUCCGUGCUCCGCUCCAAUGGCACCACCGGGCUCGAGAUCGCCGGGCGUGACGGCGCGUGGGCCUCCGUGCCGCCCGACGCCGACUCCUUCUUCAUCAACGUCGGCGACGCCCUCCAGGUGUUGACGAACGGGAGGUUCAGGAGCGUGAAGCACAGGGUGGUGGUGAGCAGCGAGAGGUCAAGGGUCUCCAUGAUCUUCUUCGGCGGCCCGCCGCCAGGCGAGAAGCUCGCGCCGCUGCCGCAGCUGCUGGGGGACGGCGGCCGGAGCCGGUACAGGGAGUUCACCUGGAAGGAGUACAAAAGCACUAGCCACAAGGGCAGGCUCGUCGACAACCGCCUCUGCCACUUCGAGAACUAGCUACCCGCCGACGGUCCUAGCUAGUUAGCUAUACUAAUUUGUGUUAGCUUCAUGCUCUCUCGGUCGUGACUCGUCAGUAAUUAAGUUUGUGUUCAUGUGGUGUUGAUAAGGUGCCUAGCUAGGCCUAGUAUACGUGUGUGUGUCUGUCUGUGUGAGAGUGAUGCAUAUAGCCUGGAGUGCAGUAGCGUGGUUUGUGUCGUGUGCUUCAUUGUCAACCGUGUCGUCGUGGAUUAAUGGACGCUAGUUUGAGACGAGCUUCACAAAGAGAUUGUGCAUGAAUGCCUCCGUAA